Pocillopora meandrina is the source of this 4244-nucleotide messenger RNA. Lineage: Eukaryota; Metazoa; Cnidaria; Anthozoa; Scleractinia; Pocilloporidae. The record is from the annotation of a GenBank genome assembly.
CACGAUUUUGUCACUGUUAGUGUGAGAACUAGAUAGCAAAGAUUUUCAACAGCGCUGGCUUAAAUUUUAAAAAAGAUGAAGUCAACUCCUACUCUUUGAAAAUACUUCAGUGUCUUUCGAUGAGCAAGUGCUAGAAGAAUGGUGGUAUAAUCUUAAGCUUUCUCGGAAAACAUUUGUGACGUCACGUGAUUAUGUUUUGCAUUUUAGCUUACUUCUUGUCAAGCGAAGGAAAACCGAACGUGCAGUGGUCUUCAAUUAGUCGUUCCCAAAGUAAAAGAAAGCCAUAGUUGAUGUGGUUACUGUCUUUGAAUAAGUUAUGGCUGAGCUAGAAGACGAAAUUUCCUCGCUUUGCAGCGAAAUACACGAGUUCAAGAUCGGAACGUUCGAGAAGUUCUAUGAUGCCAUGGAAGGCGAAAUGGAAGGUUGCUGUGUGAAUAUUGUUUUCUUUGGCAUGACUGGGUCUGGGAAAUCAGCUUUGAUUAACACCAUAUUCCAGUCUUUGGGAUACAAAUAUUUGAAUCCAGCUGUAACUCAAACCACCGGAAAGGAAGGAACAAAGGUUUUGGAUAGAUUCUUUCUUCCCGGAAACCAAAUCGCGCUUGUCGACACGCGAGGAUUUUUCUCGAUGGAUAACAAUGAAGAGGGUAGGUCCUUUUUUUUACUCAUGAAUUUCAAUAUAGUCGAUGCUGAAAGGAUUUGAGGAUUCACCACGUGUUUAAGCACAUUUAUUUACUCGUUAGAAAAAAAAGAAAAAAAACUGGGAAAGCGUGACAAACAUGUCCGGCGAAAAAGUGACAACAAAACGCACUACGCUGUCUGCCGGAUAAAGAUGCAUUAAGUGGAUGGCGUCAUCCAACCUUCGAACAACUCAGGCCUGGCUUUUAACUAGGAUGUUUUGGUUAACUUUUUAAUCCCUUUCUUAUCUCCUUAAGUAUUCUUUACCGCUUAUUUGGCAAUAAAAAUCAGGAGAAAUCUACUGCUCUCAGCUAUCUUUGUUGUUGACUAAGGAGACAUUGCUGUGUCUUUUCAGAACUGCUUUGGUAAAUUCACCCCACAUCGAUUCCAACACCUUAUAAAACUGCCAAAAGUAAUUUGCAAAUCUUAAAAUCGCGAAAUAUAUAACCCUUUAAAUAUUGAUUGGAACAUUUAAUUAUAAUACAGUCGAACUGUUUCGCAUCCUGUUUGGAAUGGAUCGGCCGGGAGAUGAUUUAACACGGGAUGAGGAGAGCGCUCUAAAGGCAAAAGCCGCUGGCCAGGGAGCCCACAGACUUGAGAAGCCUCCACUAGCCGACCAAAUGCACGUCGUGAUUUGGGUCAUAAAAGCUAAUGACAUCAGAUUUGAAAAGGGUCAGUACAGAGAGGUCAUCAAGUAUGUUCAAGACCAACUACGGGAGGCAAGUAAGUAGGACUUUUCCAGUGAAGCUUUUUGCAACUUACUCCUUGACGCCCGCUGCAACAUUCAAAUUUAGGGUGUGACGCUCAAAAGAGUCUGUGAAAAAUAACAGAACGAUUAAAAAAUGCCAAACAUUUUUUACCGUAUCAAGUAUUUUAAAUUGCAUCACUAUGAUCUGGCGCUAUAUAAAUGUCCGACCGUCUGACAGUCCCACGACUAGUUGACCCCCAGUUAGUUAUUCAAAUAACUAACUGGUGGACUGAAUUCUUGACUGUCUGACUGCUAGACUACUAGAUACAUGACUGACUUUCUUGCCGGUUAAUUUUUAGUGAUUCACUUUCAUCAUCAUUGAUAUUGAAGAUGUGCUUCAUUUGAAAUCUCUCUUCAUCCUGUUGAAGCAAUCACCAUCUUAACUGUCAUAACAUUCGAUGAUGAAGUCCAGAGAGAGCCAAACGCCGAUGAAAAAAGGAAAAGAUUGAAAGAGGCAGCCGUUGAAGUCACUGGUAGUGACAUGAGAAAUGUGUUUAUGAUUGCCAACUCGUUACGAGAACAAGAUCUUGAUCCAGUUUACAAGAAACGUGUCUUGAAGCUGAUGGAAAAAGCAUUAAAGUGCGGAGAGCGUUCCAUUAAGAUGCGGCAAACUAAAAGGGAGAGUCCAAAAAAGGAAAUUCGGCAUUCAGAGUCUGCAGCCGGUGAGCUCAAGUAUCCAACCCCAGUGGAGCACGAAUAUGAACCUCCGACUGAUCGUAAAUGCAAAAGCUUGCCGUAAGUUACUCAUUAUUAUCAGUAGAGCCUUAUCAACUAAGUAGUUAAGCCAACUAGACGGGAAUUGGAUGAGAGAGAAUUCAAAUCACGAACUAAGCUGAAGGUCUAUUACUUUGUUCACUUCUUUUUCUUUAGUACCUAUUAUUUUGAGCCUGAAAGGAAUUCGUGCUUCUUCAAAGAAAUUGACUCGAAUUUGGUAAAACGCUUUCUUUCGAAGAAUAUAAUAAAGGGGACAUGCUCGAGAAUAAUAUUAUCGGAUAACCAAAUGAUCUUCUCAGUUUUUUAAAAGAUUAACGAUUACCAUACAUUACAGUUGACUGUUAAGUAAACGAAGUCGGCUGGUAAACCUGCGCUCAGAUUUGGAUCCAUCAUAAAUGUAUAUUUCGUUAUUUUAUGAGAAUUGACCCUGCAUUCGCAUCUGUUCUCAUCUAAUGUAUUUGGUUGUGGCUUGAAAAAACUACCUCGCAAAUACAUUCCCCGCGUUUUUAUCCCUUUCCUUAUCAUUUCCGACGGACAAAGACAAGGGAAAGUAUAAGCAACGACGCCACGUCCCACUCAUUAACUCAUUUUGUUGUUUCUUAAUAGGCCAGAUUUUAAAUCACCUGAACUCAACCAGUCUUCAACGUUCACCAGGAACCUUCGAGAUGGAGCUAAAUGACAAUGAACACUACCACAUGUUCCAAAUCGUUGAUGUGUUUUCUUGUGUUCAUUUUGACUUAUCAUUAGCUUUAGAGACAUCAAAAUUUUUCCAAAAACUUUUGGUACACAUUCUUUAUUUGUUUGUUAUUUACUAAGUAACAGUAUCAUCAUGAAAGGAGCAAACUUAUGAAGAUGUGUUUGUUUAUCAAGGUUAUGGGGAAUUGAUGUCCAAACGUAUGUCUCAGGAGUUAAUAUCAAUUGUAGAGUAAGGCUAUUGAUUGAAGAUCGCUACAACACGGCUCACGAUAAGAAAAGGCCGGGUUGAAUCUACCGUUCAUAUAGAUCAGAGGCUCAAAAUCCUAAGACAAACGUUUGGAUCUUAAUAUAUCAUUAUGCGGAGCAGACUCCUUCUAAAUGACACAAAAAUACGAAAGCAGCAGGAGUUUUGAUGUUCGUGCAUGCUAAGUAGUCCUCAAAAUCUACGAUAUUCUUGUGGACGUAUCACUCAUUUUAUAAUCUUUUUUCGAGAUAGAUAUGGGACGAAACUGAAGCCUUAAGGUAUAAAACAACGAAAGGAACUUUUAUUCAAUGAUUUGGAUAAAAAUCAAAGAGUUGCCUUCACCCCAUAUUCUCAUCUCAGUUUUAUCUUAAAGCGCUUUGAAAAGUGUUGUAUUCGUAACGAAAGAUGGAUACAACAAGCAGAUUAUACGUCUGUAAAAAAUUUUACUGCUAGUCUGAAAGAGAAAAGUGAAUUGACUGUUCUCAAAUAGAGUCAGUCAAGAGGAGGGGAAUGUGCCCUAUCUUGGCGAAAUGGAAGAUGGCUAAUCCCCUUUGCAGCAAUGCCGUAAAGAAACUGUACAAUAGAAUUGUUCUGAUUAUCCUUCACAACAACAUGGUGUUGUGUUUUUCCAGUUUCUCUAUGUUCAUGUAUCAGUAAUUCGACGUUGGGAGCAGACUGCCAUUUGUCGUAUAAGUUGUCCUCUAUCCCUUUAGGAGGGGUCCAUUCUCCGGACCUCUUUUCUGCUUCGUGAUAUGAAAUCCUACCAUAGCGAAGUCGGGUCUUCAAAACCAGUGUUGGCUCUUCGAUAUGCUUUGGUGGUGUGCAGGUGAUCUGCAGAUCCCUUUGACGAACCCUCAGGAAGAGAUUGUGAUCGACUGAAUGGAGCACUACGCCUGGAAGAUUGCUCUUGAGGGGAAAAGGAUUCUCUCCACCAAAUAAUACAUGCCUUUUCUCCAAGAGUUUCAGUAAUUUUGUCUUCGUGAAUCAGACGAUUAUCUGAGCAGAUGAUAGCAACGACUUUUUUGUCUGAAUGAAAAAAAUUAUUUCAGUUAAGAAUGAUAGAAACCUUAAGCAACAGCUGCAAAGCAGAGAAAAAGGCGGUGUUAGUCACCAGCAUGGAGACAAUUUUCAACUUUAGUUUACCUCACCGAUUUUUUUAAGGAAAAC